Messenger RNA from Doryrhamphus excisus (bluestripe pipefish), 1233 nucleotides. RefSeq names its product mediator complex subunit 6 (gene med6). Gene Ontology annotation, cellular component: mediator complex. NCBI's taxonomy places the organism in Eukaryota, Metazoa, Chordata, Actinopteri, Syngnathiformes, Syngnathidae. Gene Ontology annotation, molecular function: transcription coregulator activity. The record is from RefSeq and is a predicted model, not a curated record. Gene Ontology annotation, biological process: regulation of transcription by RNA polymerase II.
UUUUUUGUCUGUAAUUAAGGCAUGAGCAUCACGGCAAGCCGAACAUCACAACAACGGCUAUACAACGUCAUCAACCAGCGACGCCAUCGUUGCGGGAACGGUUUACUGCUGUCAUGGCGUCGGUGGAUUUCAGAGACAACCUGCUGGGGAUAUCGUGGGUGGACAGCGGUGUGGUCCCUAUUCUGAAUCCUGGAAAUGUGCUGGACUAUUUCUCCGAGAGAAGUAACCCAUUUUACGACAGAACCUGUAAUAAUGAGGUGGUGAAGAUGCAGCGGCUCUCUCUGGAUCACCUCAAUCAGAUGGUGGGAGUGGAGUACAUCCUUCUCCACGCCCAAGAGCCCAUUCUUUACAUCAUACGGAAACAACAGAGGCAGUCACCCACACAAGUGAUUCCCUUGGCGGACUACUACAUCAUCAUAGGGGUGGUCUACCAGGCGCCAGACCUCGGUACCGUCAUCAGCUCCAGAGCGCUCUCUGCUGUCCACGGAAUCCAGUCUGCGUUUGACGAAGCCAUGUCCUACUGUCGCUACCACCCCUCCAAGGGCUACUGGUGGCACUUCAAGGACCAGGAUGAGAGAGAAAAGGCCAAGCCUAAGUCAAAAAAGAAAGAGGAACCGGGUUCGCUCUUCCAAAGGCAUUGUGUGGACACCCUCCUCUUGGACCUCAGGGCCAAAUUCCCACCAACCUUCUACCAGCCCAAGCCAGGCGAGAAACCUAUUCCAGUGGAGGUGAAGAAGGAGCCCGAGCCGCCCACGGAAACGGUCAAACAAGAGGAAAGGGAGCCGGGCACCAAAUCGGCACCCCCCGCGCCCCCCAGCAAGCCCCCUCCUGAGAAACGGGCCAGGGUGCAGUGACGGCCUCGGCGGUUCUUACCACACGUUUACCGGACCCUGAAGUGGCGUGCACCUGCAUGUCGUGCACAUCCAACGAUGAAAUACGAAAAGACUUUUCUUUGGAGAAUGGCCGUCAUUCCCGCUCUGCUCUCAGGAACAUUUCAUCUGGCACGUCGUGGUCCUCGCAUCAGAACACGGAGUCGAUUUCUUUUCUAUUUAAAAGGUCAAUAAAUGGUAGUAAACACAUGGCUUAUGAUCCUGCUGGCAUUAUUCUUCAUACUAAAGGGCUUUUCUACUUUGUCUUCAAAAUAAAAGUCAAUGAUGUCAUAGGCUGUUGCCAAAUAGGAAAAUAAGCAGUUUUUUUCUCAUGAAUUAACUAUUCUCGUCAAUUUACCACUUU